Jaculus jaculus (lesser Egyptian jerboa) is the source of this 1018-nucleotide messenger RNA. RefSeq names its product meteorin, glial cell differentiation regulator (gene Metrn). The transcript has 4 exons. NCBI's taxonomy places the organism in Eukaryota, Metazoa, Chordata, Mammalia, Rodentia, Dipodidae. Gene Ontology annotation, biological process: glial cell differentiation; positive regulation of axonogenesis. The record is from RefSeq and is a predicted model, not a curated record. Bases 1 to 876 code for a protein of 291 amino acids. Gene Ontology annotation, molecular function: hormone activity.
AUGCCGGCGGUAGCGCUGCUCUGCGCGCUCUGCUGCGGCCUCCUGGCUGGGUCUGCGCGCGCCGGCUACUCUGAGGACCGCUGCAGCUGGAGGGGCAGCGGCCUGACCCAGGAGCCCGGCAGCGUGGGGCAGUUGACCCUAGCCUGCGCGGAGGGCGCAAUCGAGUGGCUAUACCCGGCGGGGGCGCUGCGCCUGACACUGGGCCGCCCUGACUUCGGAGCUCAGCCCAGCAUUGCCUGUCUGCGGCCAGCGCGGCCCUUUGCUGGUGCCCAAGUCUUUGCGGAGCGAAUGGGCGGUACUCUGGAGUUGCUUCUGGCUGAGGGCCCAGGACUGGCCGGGGGGCGCUGCGUGCGCUGGGUUCCCCGCGAGCGCAGGGCCCUCUUCCUGCAGGCCACACCACACCGCGAUAUCAGCAGGCGCGUGGCUGCCUUCCGCUUUGAGCUGCGAGAGGACUUACAUCCAGAGCUCCCUCCCCAGGCCCAUGGCUUCAGCGUGGAUGGUGCUUGCAGGCCUUGCAGUGACACUGAGCUCCUCCUGGCUGCAUGCACCAGUGACUUUGUGAUCCAUGGGUCCAUCCAUGGGGUUGCUCAUGACACAGAGCUGCAGGAGUCGAUCAUCACCGUGGUGGCCACCCGUGUCCUCCGCCAGACAAUACCACUGUUCCCGGAGGGGAGCUUGGAGGGCCAUGGCAAGGCCUCUGUUCGUACCCUGCUGCGCUGUGGUGUUCAUCCUGGCCCGGGCUCUUUCCUCUUUAUGGGGUGGAGUCGCUUUGGUGAAGCCUGGCUGGGCUGUGCUCCCCGUUUCCAGGAGUUCGGUCGUGUCUAUACAGCUGCCCAAACUGCCCACCGCAAUCCGUGUGAGGUCGUACUAGACUGAGGGCUGCAGGAGCAAGCCCCAGGUGAAUCCCCCUGGGGUCAGGUGCUGGGGAAGGGCGGUGGGAAGGGAGUGGUCCAGAUGGCAUCUUAGUGUCCACUGCUAAGAUGAUAGGAUACUCAAUAAGAACAUGGGUCACACCAGU